Linum tenue is the source of this 2506-nucleotide messenger RNA. The record is from the annotation of a GenBank genome assembly. NCBI's taxonomy places the organism in Eukaryota, Viridiplantae, Streptophyta, Magnoliopsida, Malpighiales, Linaceae.
CUUUCUUUCUCCCUACCUUCUUCCACCUUCACACAAAUACUAAUAAUAAUGUUCUUGUUCCUCCAUCCAUCCAUUCCAUCCUUCCUUUCUUUUAUAUUUGCCACAUUGCCCACCUUCCAUUACUCUGCCCCUUUGCUGCUGCUGAGAGCCCAAAAACAAGAUAACAGGGAAGAAAUAAAAUUCUCUUCCCACCAUUGAAGCAAAGCAUUAAGCUUUUUACCUUUUUAAGAUAUUCCCACCCUUCUUUUUUAACUUUCCCCACUCCCCUUCUACCCGUUUUCAGCUUUUGGGUUUCUGUGUUUUUUUUUAAUAGCUCUCAUUGAGAUCUGCUUUCUCUGAACAGAAAGUGGGGAAAAGGAAAAAAUGGGAAUCUUUCAGCGAAAUUGUACUACAAGCUCGACCCAAAAGCUGAGUCCCCACAGUAGCGCUUGCUUAUUCUGCUCUACUAGCAAUUCCUUCUCUUCUGCUUCUACUACCACUUCUUCUUUGUCGUUUUCUUCACCCUCCAUGCCCGCGGAUAAUUACUGCAACUGCAACGCUAGUGUCAAUGAGAUCGAUACCUCAAAGACCCUUUUGACGAAGAUGGUGUGGCACUUCGGCUUGUCCUGUUUCCUCCCCAGCAGCGAGCUGGAGAAGAAGAAUGGCGAAGGAGGAGGAGGAGAGAAGAGUAAGGUGAAUUUGGAAAACAACAAGGCUUGGCUUCUCGCCGAAUCAGGCGGCGGCGGCGGCGAAUUGGCGAAUGCUGAACCCCAGUCGGUUCACUCUUCCUUCAGGUUCAGCUUCUGCUCUCAGGUCGAGCUGGAAUCGAUGAACAUCAACUCCUCCGCGACUUCAUCGGCGACGGUUCUGAUGGUGAAUCUGGAAAAUGGGUUGAGCGAUUCUCGGGGUAAGGAGCUGGGAUGGAGGCGAAUUCAGUCGCUGGAGAGGAGUAUUUCCCCUGUGGCGAAUUCCUUGAUUCGGUUUCACUACAGUGAUAUUCUCGCCGCCACCAGCAAUUUCUCCCAAGGUAAAGUUUUGGGAAGGGGAGCUAUGAGCUUUGUCUUCAGGGGAAGGGUUGGGAUUAUGCGGACUUGUGUGGCUAUUAAGAGGCUGGAUAAGGAGGACAAAGAAUCUUCCAAGGCGUUCUGUAGAGAGCUGAUGAUUGCAAGCUCUCUUCACCAUCAGAACAUUGUGCCUCUUGUGGGUUUCUGUAUUGAUCCGCAGGAAGGCUUGUUCUUGGUCUACAAGUACGUUUCUAGUGGCAGCUUGGAUCGCCAUUUGCAUGAGAAGAAGAAGAACAAGAAGAAGAGAGGACUGAAUGGUAACUCAACGCUUGCGUGGUCUGUGAGGUACAAGGUUGCCCUUGGAGUUGCAGAAGCAAUUGCAUAUUUGCACAAUGGGACUGAGAGAUGUGUUGUGCACAGAGAUAUUAAGCCUUCAAACAUACUCCUUUCUUCCAAGAAAAUCCCCAAGGUGUGUGAUUUCGGAUUGGCUACCUGGACUUCCUCACCUUGUGUCCCUUUCCUGUGCAAGACUGUCAAGGGAACAUUUGGUUACUUGGCUCCAGAGUAUUUCCAGCAUGGCAAGGUAUCAGAUAAGACUGAUGUAUAUGCUUUUGGGGUGGUCCUCCUGGAGCUAAUUACAGGAAGGAAACCCAUUGAAGCUAGACGCCCUCCAGGGGAAGAGAAUUUGGUCUUAUGGGCCAAACCCUUGCUGGACAAAGGGAAAGGAGCGAUCGAAGAGUUGCUCGACCCGCGAAUUACUUGCACCUUAAGGAACAGAUCGCAAAUAACCCAGAUGAUCCAUGCAGCUGCCGCCUGCGUGAGCAGCGAGGAAUCUCGCAGGCCCCGGAUAGACGAGAUCUUAGCCAUACUGAGAGGAGAUGAAGAGCUUGCAGCAUCAGCAGCAGUAGUUCCACUGUUGUCUAGCAGUAGCAGGAAGAAGUUCAACUUGGCAGGAGGGAUUAUAGAUUGCUACCCACAACUCCAGCAGACUAACGACAACAACAGUGAGAUGAAGAGUCAUUUGGCAUUGGCAAUGCUUGGAGUUUCGGAGCUUGAAGAAGACGACCACCUCUACCGUCGGUGAGGUAUAAUCCAACAAGAAAGCGUGCAAGACUUACUACUGACUCUUUUGUUGUUAUUCCCUCUUCGUUUUUGUUUGUUUCGAAUAAUAGUUUUGAGGGUUCCUGGCCUUGUUGUCCAGUUGUGGGGACUGUGAUUCUUUUUGGUUGGUUGCUUUGAGGAGGGAAGGUAAAGAGUUGAGAAGAAAGAGAUUUCAAAGCAAAAGUGUAAAUAGGAUGGAUAAUAGGCAAGUGUGUGUGUAAAUAUACUAUUCUUCUAUUCUUGCCUUUCCCCCUUUCUCAUUGCUUGGGAUUUGGGAAAAAGUGCAUUAUGUUCUCACUUUGUUGAGCAAGUUUGGCUUAAUAGACACCUUUGAUUUGGCCUUUUUGUCAAGGGAUAUUUUACUUAAAAAGAGAAACGUUCACCAUGAUAAAUAAGAUCUAGAAUACUGAUUCAAUUGUUUG